Messenger RNA from Hemibagrus wyckioides, 1511 nucleotides. RefSeq names its product small nuclear ribonucleoprotein 25 (gene snrnp25). The coding region runs from base 442 to 978 and encodes 178 amino acids. Gene Ontology annotation, molecular function: protein binding. Gene Ontology annotation, cellular component: U12-type spliceosomal complex. The record is from RefSeq and is a predicted model, not a curated record. Gene Ontology annotation, biological process: mRNA splicing, via spliceosome. Lineage: Eukaryota; Metazoa; Chordata; Actinopteri; Siluriformes; Bagridae. The transcript has 6 exons.
CUACUUAGGAGACUUCUGUAGGGAGGAGAGAGCGGUUUUAAACGCAGCCGAGGAUUCGUCUCGCUGUAGUUAUAUGUUUAAAGCGGAAACAGUGAACUCAUGUGAUUGUAGAAACGAAUCGGUUAGUGUUUCGAGCUGCUAAUUUUUGACUUUAUAAGUGAGAAACAAUAUAAGUGAGAGUUGAAGCGGUAUUCGCUGUGUGGCGUCUAAAAGUUUGAUUUUGUUUCAUCAUUGAGCUAACUUUUAGCAAAUCUGAACCGGAAGUAGGUCCGUCCUAACUCUUCCCCAGUACACGAUCCACACUCAGGAGGUCCACAAUAACAAAUGCUGAAUAUUGCUUGGUGUUAGAUAUUUCCUCUUCUUCCCCCUGUUCUAAAUUUAUUUACACUGCUGCAUUUUGCACAUAGAAACUCAUUAGGGGUUUGGGAGAAUCAGUGCAAGAUGAGCAGCGAAAUAAAGGCAGAGGAGACAGAAACUAAAGGUGUGCACGAGACCGACAUGGGAGUCAGAAAGAUGGAGGAAACUUUAAAAGAGGAGGAUGAGGAGGAGGAUGAGGAGGCAUUACCACAUUCUGAAUUCUUGGAUAUUUUUGAAGAAGGCUUGGCUCUGAUUGUGCAAGACCCUUUAUUAUGUGAUCUACCGAUUCAGGUCACACUGGAGGAGGUGAAUUCUCAGGUAGCUCUGGAGUAUGGUCAGGCCAUGACGGUGCGUGUGUGUAAAGCUGAUGGAGAGGUCAUGCCGAUCGUGGUGGUGCAGUCUGCUACUGUGCUGGAUCUAAAGAAGGCAAUUCGAAGGUACAUUGAACUGAAGCAGCAGCGUGAGGGAGGCAUCAAACACAUCAGCUGGAGGUACGUGUGGAGAACCUUUCACUUGGUCUUUAAUGGGGAAAGGUUAGAGGACGACAGAAAGAAACUGAAAGACUUCGGCAUCAGGAACAGAGAUGAAGUGACUUUCAUGAAGAAGCUGAGGAAGAAAUGAGUGCAGUGCUGAGCUGCUCAUCUCCAGAGCUGAUUCCUCUUCCAUCCUCGGCCGAUCCGGACGUUUCGCCUGAUCUAGGAAUUCAGACCCUGGCAUUUAACCACCUAUUUUAAAUAUCAGGAGCUUGUUCCUGGUGCCAUGGCAUGCCAUUUCCCCGUGGAUCACUUCCUCACCCUCAGACUCUCUCAGCUCCGACACACACACCGUCAGGAGCUCGGUUACACACCGAAUUACUUUUCAAACUCAUUUCUGGGGUUUUUUUGGACUGUUAAAUCUGAAUCUUUCCUUAAAUCUGGGACUAUUGAAGCUUCUGAGGUUGAGUUUAAUAACUUUAUUUUGUACAUAGCUGUUUUUUUUGUUUUUUUUUAUGCAAAUAUAUUAAAUUCCAUCUUGUUUACUUUUCCUACUGUUUAUUUUCUCUCGUAAUCGUUGCUUAGAUGUGAUCUAUAAGAAAAAAAUAAAAAUCCUUGCUCUGGUUUGGCUGCAGUUCAGCUGUCAGGAUCAUGGGUGGUUCAGUGUGAGGGUUUUGGCUA